AUGGGAAAUACUGAAAGUAAUGUUACUAGUGGCGUUAAGAAACAAGCUGGAGUUUCCACCCAAAAGCUGUAUAAGUUAGUUGAUUUGAAAGGUGGAGGCUUAAUGGUCGAUGUAAUGAAAAGAGCUGUUCAGAGCAAACAAUAUGCAGAAAUAGAUCAUGUCAUUAAAACAAAAGUUGAGCCCUUUCUGUAUAACAAAGGUGCUGGAAAAUAUAUUCCAAUUUCGCAAAUUGUUCUUAUGAGAAACAUUGAAAGACCGAAACAUAAACAGUUACCACAAAUACGUGCUAUGGAAAAUCCAGAAGAAGAAUUUGAUGUCAAUAAAAAUUGUCCGGAAGUUUCCGAAGAAGAAUAUCAAGCCAACCCAUCGUUGUACAAACACGUUUGCUGGGAUUUAAAUGAACGAGGUGCUGUUGGUGAAACGAUAUUACAUUUGUGUUUAUUGAAUGUGUCGUCCCUUCUUGCAGAUUUGGCCAAGAGACUACUUCGAUUUUAUCCCAAAUUAAUUAAUGAUGUUUAUAUGUCUGACGAAUAUUAUGGUGAAAGUGUUUUACACAUAGCCAUAGUAAACGAAGAUCCGGCAAUGGUUAAAUUUUUGUUGGACGCAGGCGCCAAUAUUCACGAACGUUGCACCGGAACAUUUAUGUCUCCGGAAGACCAAAAAGCUUCGAGAAACGAUUCACCAGAAGUUGAACAUGUUAUUGUUCAAAAAUUCACCAAUUAUGAAGGAUAUGUAUAUUGGGGAGAAUAUCCACUAAGUUUUGCAGGAUGUUUAGGACAAGAAGAAUGCUACAGGUUAAUUUUGGCGCGCGGUGCAAAUCCGGAUAAUCAAGACACCAACGGAAACACGGUUUUACAUAUGUUGGUUAUAUAUGAAAAAUUGGAUAUGUUUGACACAGUUUAUGAAUCAGGAGCAGCCAUUGGUAUACGAAACGUUUUAAAUCUUACUCCUCUUACACUUGCUGCCAAAUUGGCCCGAAAAGAAUUGUUUUUUCAUAUUCUAAAUAUAGAACGUGAAAUCUACUGGCAAUUAGGUAGUAUCACUUGUGCAGCAUAUCCAUUGAGUCAAAUAGACACUAUUGAUAAUGAAACAGGAGAUAUAAGCAAAGAUUCUGCGUUGAAUUUGGUAGUUUUCGGGGACAAAGAUGAGCAUCUCGAACUCAUGGAUGGCGUAUUAGUAGAUCUACUAAAAACAAAAUGGGAAGCUUUCGUCAAACGACGUUUUUAUCGUCAAUUCGUAUUAUUUGCAAUUUAUUUCGUAAUAUCAUUAUUUUGUUUUACCCUUCGUCCAGGUCCACCUCUUCCUGUGGAGACAACUGCCAGUCCAAAGAAUAAUAUUACUACUAAUACGACAAAUAGUCCUAAUUCGGCACCUUUGUUAAAUUUAACGGAUUUAGUUGGAACUGUACCAACUGAUAUUGAGCAAUGGUGGUUUACAAAUUUUUCAUCAGAUUGCAGAUUGCUUCAAACCGACACUGUCGAAAAUAAGAUCAGAUUAGUUGCAGAAAUUCUAAUGGAAAUUGGUUCAAUUAUGUAUAUAAUAGCUGCCCUUCGCGAAGCUAGGUUUUUGGGAUAUAAAAUGUUUAUUGAAAAUCUGAUGACUGCGCCAUCAAGAGUCAUGUUUUUAUUCUCAUGUUUGCUGAUGAUGACUUUACCUGUAUUUAGAUUUUUUUGCUUAGAAGUGAUUGAAGAUCACGUCGCAAUAGUUAUUAUGUUAACGACAUCUCCUUACUUUCUCUUUUAUUGCAGAGGUUUCAAAACAGUGGGUCCAUUCGUCGUGAUGAUCUACAGAAUGGUGAUGGGAGAUUUGCUGCGAUUUGCAGUAAUCUACAUGGUGUUUGUUAUGGGAUUUUCUCAAGCAUAUUACAUUGUAUUUUUAUCGUUUGAUAAUCCAAAUACGCCCGAAGGAAUUGAUGAUUCCAUUUCGAAUCCUAUGCCGAGUCCAAUGGAAAGUAUAUUGGCAAUGUUUCUGAUGUCAAUGACCAAUUUUGGAGAUUACUACACUGCCUUCGAUCGAACUGAUCAUGAAGUUGAAGCUAAGUUACUGUUUGUCAUAUACAUGGCGAUCGUGGCUAUUCUUUUAGUGAAUAUGUUAAUCGCGAUGAUGGGAAAUACUUAUCAGAAAAUCGCUGAAACACGAAAUGAAUGGCAGAGACAGUGGGCCCGAAUAGUUUUAGUAGUCGAAAGAGGAGUUCCACCUGCUGAACGAUUGGAAAAUUUAAUGACAUACUCUCAACCGAUGUCAAAUGGCAAAAGGGCUCUUGUUCUAAGGCUAAACCAAACGGAGGAAGAUAAGGAAGAGAUGAAAGAAAUUUUAGAAAUGAAAACAGUUCACGAGAGGAUGAUCAAAAAACGACUUAUGAAACAGGGCGAAAAAGAUAAAAAGAAGCAAAAAGUUAUAAAAAAGGAAAGAUAUUAA
Molecule: messenger RNA, 2418 nt
Organism: Ctenocephalides felis (cat flea)
Lineage: Eukaryota; Metazoa; Arthropoda; Insecta; Siphonaptera; Pulicidae
Gene: nan
Product: transient receptor potential cation channel subfamily V member 5
Exons: 18
Coding region: 1-2418 (805 amino acids)
Biological process (GO): calcium ion import across plasma membrane
Cellular component (GO): membrane
Molecular function (GO): protein binding; calcium channel activity
Source: RefSeq, a predicted model, not a curated record